Molecule: messenger RNA, 3189 nt
Organism: Nematocida homosporus
Lineage: Eukaryota; Fungi; Microsporidia
Exons: 1
Coding region: 1-3189 (1062 amino acids)
Source: RefSeq, a predicted model, not a curated record
AUGAACGAGAGCAGUGUGAUAACCGUUAGAUUAACCAAACCGUGGCACAUUAAAACGACCAGAUCUUGGAUUGGCUUGGUACUAUGUCAUGUGUUGGUCUGGUUGAGUAGUGUUAGUGGAGUAGAUGAUAUGAGUAGAACAACUGAAGUAUCACAGCAAAGUCAAAAUGAGAUGACUAGAACCUUGAGAAUGAUUGGCUUUGCAUUUGGUAGUUCGACCGUUAAAUUGCAGGUUACGGCUUAUGUUCCAAACUUGCAAAAGAAACUCACAUCUAAGAAUGGCCCAGCACUAAAUCCAAGCCUAGGCCCAUUCAACCCAUUAGACAAUACGCCCUAUUAUAUGAUAGAGACCACAGACAAGUACAUUGUGUUUACAUCACCUAAACUGAACGAUGAGAGUUUUCUUAAGACAGUUUUAGCUGCGCUAAGAACGAUUGCUAUUAUUAAGUGCCCGAGAGUUGUUAUUGAGGUAUUAUGGCCAAAAGGGGACGUCUAUCAAGAGAGCCUUCAGAUUCUAACUCGAGUUAUUCAUAUAGUUGAUUGUAAAGAAAUGGAGGUUUUGUGGAAGAAAGGAAUAACCUUCUCGAACAUUGACAAAGAGACAAAAGAUGUGUGUUUACGCGUUUGUUUAGACGAGGCCACAAACACGCUUGAACAUGCUAAUUAUACCUUGGAAUGUCAGCUUAACUUUUCAAGCCAAAGAAGUAACAAUCUUGCACACUUGUUAGAUAGUGGUAUUGUUUUGCACCGGCGAUUUUCAAGUGUUUGCUUGAUGGAUGAAGAAUUUAAGUCCGCCCAUCUCCUUAGUAAGUUGCCUCUAGCAAACGACUACACUAUCUUGUUUUUAGAUCUACCCAAAGUAGCUGAAAUUAAUCUUAGCGUUCUCCAAACAUCUCCGCCACAAUGUGCCAAGAUUGUUAUUGAAGAAUCUAAUAGCAAGGAACUAACGCUAACAGGGCUUAAGAAUGCGGUUGACAAACAUCCAAUGCUGGCUCUAGAGACAAAUUGGGAAACCUUUCAGCACUUGUGCAAACCCAAUAAGCCCAAAAUCAAUGUUCAUGCUAUUAUACUGUGGUAUACAAACGAAUGCGCUAUCCAAACAAUGAUUGACCAUUUCCAAGAACAAACGCAAAUCCAGCCUCAUAUCUUUGCUAAAACAGUCACGUCCAAAAUCUCUGAAUAUAUGCCAUGCGACGGUUAUGGCUACUACAGAUAUCUCUAUAGCAAGGAAGCUUACUCUAAGUAUGGCAUCUCGGUUGAUGAAACGCAGGUCCAAUAUGAGGGCCAACGAACUGAUCUGAAGGACACCAUCGAUAUGUUUUUCGCGGUGAAUGCUUUAUCGAAGGAAGUAGUAGCCGAGGUGAAGGAAGAAGGCAUUAUGUGCUGUGGUGAUAAGCUCAGCGAACCUAACUGGAGCCCGCGAAAGAAAGUUGACAUCCAGCUCGACUAUGAGCUAUUAACAGAAUGGGCUGAUAAUUACAUACAAAACCAUCGCUUGUACUUCUGCCAGAAUAUAUACUACACGUUGCUCAACAUCAUUGGCAAUCCAACUCCACGUGAAGGACAGGCCAUCAAUUGCGCUAAUUUUCUAUGUCUAUUUCAGAACAUCACUGGACAAAAGAUGCACAUAUCGAAUGUUCGUGAUGGCAACCAAACAACUAGCAAGUUUAGCUUGAGCACUCUACAGGCCGAAACCGCCAACUCCCCUAGAUACAAGCUCAACAUGGAUGUUGUGGUAUUAGAGAACGUUGAUGAUGAUAUUCUCUACUGGAUAUUCGGGCAUUAUGACCUGUGCAACACAACCGAAGUCUAUAUUCUGAACCAUGGAUUCACAAACCUUGAUAUUGCGCAGCUUCUUUCGCACCCAAUAGGCCGUAACAUUUCAAAACUCGUGCUCAAUGACUUCACUGGGCUAGAAGAGGUUGUGCACUACCAACAACCAGACCAAAUCAAAAACUUAUCACUAUUCAAAUACAUCGAUAUAGCCAAAGCAGAAGGCAGAGAAAUGCAAAGCCUUAAUCUAGACAAGCUCUUUUUAUCAUUGGACAAUGCCGAUUUUGAUAUACCCACCAAAGCCAUAUCUGCGCUUUGGGACUUUGGUAUUCAGCCCUCAGCUAUGCUAUUUAAGGACUACAUUACCAAGACACCAACUAACGCCAAACCCACGCGAUCCAUGAUACUUGGCAGAAAGCUUACUCUUUAUGGCAUCACUCUACAGGCCUUACAAUCAGAUUGGGUCGGCUGCCAAGCAAAACAACCAAGCCAAAGCCAUCUGGGCCCAAACCUAACAGUUGAGGAGCUAGUAUUAAUGUUCAGCGGCAAAGAGUCAUUAACCGAGACAGCUUUAGUGGAUAGUGUCCGCUGGACGGCCUGCCGAUUCAAAGCAUUAAUCAUCUUGCGACUAGUAAACGUUAGUGUGUCAGAAACUGAACAGAAUGCAAUGACCUCGCGCAACUAUUGGGUUUGGGAUUUAGAUUCUCUUGAGCUUAUUCAAAUAGAGAGCGCAACCGCAAACAUCGCACCGAUCAAACUACCAAUCCAUCUCUAUCAUAAGAGUUGGCUGCUGACAGUCUCUAAUACUACCCCUGAAUUUACAGCAAUAGCUUCUAAAACAGUAUUCCGUCUUUUAACUUGCAUUGACCAAAUUAAGACACUCUUGCCUGAACAAGCUCUCACCAAGGCAUCUUUCAAAAUGAUCAUAAAUGAUAUCACUGCCAACCAGAAAACUCCAAGUGAUAUUAUAUGCCCGGUUUGCCAUGAAGGUAUUUGUGUGGAUUCAAAUGAUAAGAAUCCAAAGGAAGGGGACACCCUCGAGAAUAAGCAACUUGAAUUUAACAGUGAGCACUACCCCAUAACAUUUUGCUAUCUCAAGUGCACACAUAUGAUCUGUAGUAGGUGUGUAGCUGCUGCACAGGCCUACGAUAGCAAAUUAACUCGAUGCACACUAUGCAAACGGGCAGAUGUGUUUGAUGAUAGUAUACAUCGACUGAUAAGUGUUCCUUUGUCUAGCUUUGUCGCGGCUAAAGGAAGUCACACCUCCGCCACAGAGAGCCACAAAGGGCUUAAAGACAUGGCAUUUAAAGAUGACCACAUCUACUUCUACAUUGCCUAUAGAAACCUAGAUGAUCUAUACUCUGACCUCACAAAAACACCAAAUUAUGACGACUCCCACCCAAUUCACAUCAUUUAA